Messenger RNA from Benincasa hispida (wax gourd), 1117 nucleotides. RefSeq names its product Plant VAMP (vesicle-associated membrane protein) family protein. The record is from RefSeq and is a predicted model, not a curated record. NCBI's taxonomy places the organism in Eukaryota, Viridiplantae, Streptophyta, Magnoliopsida, Cucurbitales, Cucurbitaceae. Gene Ontology annotation, cellular component: plasma membrane; endoplasmic reticulum membrane. Gene Ontology annotation, biological process: endoplasmic reticulum membrane organization.
UUUUAAACCCCCAAAAGAUAAUUAAUAAACAUGAAAAUCCGUUUCGUGUCUGUUGCUGCUUCCGAAAUUUCUCUGGUCCCUCUUUUUGUUUUUGUGAAUUUAUAGAUCCAUGAUAAUUUUUUCAUUAUUCUGAUCGAGUGUUUGGGUAGAUUUUGAAUUCUGCUGGGAUCAAGGGCGACAAAAAAUGAAUACUGGGGAUUAUAUCAAUAUUCAACCCUCCGAGCUCAAAUUCCCAUUUGAAUUGAGGAAGCAAAGUUCUUGUUCCUUGCAAUUGACCAACAAAACGGACAAAUAUGUUGCCUUCAAGGUUAAAACCACCAAUCCGAAGAAGUACUGUGUUCGUCCUAAUGCUGGAAUCAUUUUGCCUAGUAGUGCAAGCAAUAUUACAGUGACCAUGCAAGCUCCUAAGGAGACGCCUCCUGAUAUGCAGUGCAAGGAUAAGUUUUUAAUUCAAAGUGUUGUAGCACCAGAUGGUACAACAUCAAAGGACAUUAGUGCAGAAUUGUUUAACAAGGGAGAUGGUAAGGUAGUAGAUGAAUUUAAGAUGAGGGUUGUUUACAUUUUUGCAAAUCCUCCGUCGCCUGUCCCAGAAGGAUCUGAAGAAGGAUCUCCUCCCAGGACCACUGCAGUUGAUGAUGGAAACCAAAAUUUUGCUUUAUUUGAUGCUGUUUCAAGAUCUCUGGAGGAGCCUAAAGAGAAAUCAUCACAGACAUGGUCUAACGUUUCUAAGUUGACCGAGGAGAAAGAUGCUGCUUUACAAAAGAAUCAGAAACUACGCCAGGAGCUGGAACUUCUGAGGAAAGAAGCAAGCGGAAGGCAGGGUGGCGGUUUCUCUGUAUUGUUCGUGGUGCUAGUCGGUCUCAUCGGAGUUCUGAUUGGUUACUUGGUGAAGAAAACAUAGGCAACUCAGGCAUUUCCCUUUUUUUCUUUUCUUUUGUUUGAUGCAUUUUGCUGUUAUUAUCUGUGUUUUGUCCAGAAUUAACAACCUUAAAUGUUUAGUGCGUCAAAAAGACAGCUUUUGAUGUCAGUAAUUGUUCUACAUUGAUUCUGGAUAGUUGUUUUUUUUUGAAAAAUCCUUCUUGAAUGGAUUCAUUUUAGCUUCUUGCUUGCUCUCCUA